Messenger RNA from Nilaparvata lugens (brown planthopper), 1195 nucleotides. RefSeq names its product elongation of very long chain fatty acids protein 4. Bases 249 to 1085 code for a protein of 278 amino acids. Gene Ontology annotation, biological process: fatty acid elongation, saturated fatty acid; very long-chain fatty acid biosynthetic process; sphingolipid biosynthetic process. The record is from RefSeq and is a predicted model, not a curated record. The transcript is spliced from 8 exons. Gene Ontology annotation, molecular function: fatty acid elongase activity. Lineage: Eukaryota; Metazoa; Arthropoda; Insecta; Hemiptera; Delphacidae. Gene Ontology annotation, cellular component: endoplasmic reticulum membrane.
GAACAAAGCGUUCAAAUUGCCACACUACGACACGGUCGUUCAAAAAAUUGAAUAAUUAAUUUGAUAACUAUCGACAAAUGACACUCUGUUAGAACGGGACAUUUGGAGAGCGACUUUGCUACGGUUAUGUAAUCGGCGACGUUGGAACCUACCUCUCCAUCUCAGGGAUUAGGACUUCGGUCUGCAAACACUUUUGAGAGACACUUCAAAUAAAACUAUAGCAAAUCCGAAUAUUUCACACAAUCAAAAUGGAGGUAACAGUGGAACAGAGAAUCCCAUUCGAGGCUCAUUACGAAUCACAAAUUACAUCUGAAGAUGAAAUAAUUUCAAGUAUGCCAUUGAUGGACAGUUAUUGGCCUGUAGCCAUUAUACUAGUCUCCUACCUUGUAUUUGUUUUGGAGCUGGGACCAAAGUUCAUGAAGGAUCGAAACCCUUAUGAUCUCAAGCUUGUCAUGUACCUUUAUAAUUUGGGCCAAGUUCUCAGUAAUCUAUACUUCCUUUCUAUGGUAUUUAGGAAGAGGAAUCUCAUCCCUUUCCUAUUCCAGCAGAGUUGCUCUCCAAGUCCACUGCCUGAUCUUGAAAUGAGGACAUUUAUCUUUCAUAUAUCAUGGUUUUGGCUGAUGACAAAAAUUUCUGAUUUAAUGGACACUGUUAUCUUCGUUCUGAGGAAGAAACAACGUCAAAUAACGUUUCUGCACACAUAUCACCAUUUCACGAUGGUGCUUUCAGUAUGGAUCUACAUCAAAUAUGUCAGAGGAGAACAAGGCGUGAUGAUAGGAAUAGUCAACUCAAUGGUUCAUGUUGUCAUGUAUAGCUACUACUUCCUAUCAGCAUUGGGGCCAGCUAUUCAGCCCUAUCUGUGGUGGAAGUCACAUAUCACUAAGCUACAACUGUUUCAAUUCGCUAUACUGACCGUGUUCUACGCCACACUCCUGUCACGGUGCGAAAUAUCACAUCUCCAGAAAAUGUACAACUGGUAUGCUGUCAGUCAGGGGAUCCUCUUCACAGUCCUCUUCUCAAACUUCUACAUGAAAUCGUACAAAUCAGCCAAAGAGGCCAAAAGCAAAAAAAUAUCAGAAGACUGAAUGCUUUAUGUAAAGACAUUCACUGCCAAAGAUUCAGAGAGAAUACAGUUUUGUAGAUGUCAGAGUACCAUGUUGAACUGUAAUUAUAAUGCUGUAGUCUGUGAGUCUCU